Drosophila subobscura is the source of this 1116-nucleotide messenger RNA. Its product is annotated as EF-hand calcium-binding domain-containing protein 1. NCBI's taxonomy places the organism in Eukaryota, Metazoa, Arthropoda, Insecta, Diptera, Drosophilidae. The transcript is spliced from 4 exons. Bases 136 to 1110 code for a protein of 324 amino acids. Gene Ontology annotation, molecular function: calcium ion binding. The record is from RefSeq and is a predicted model, not a curated record.
GUUGCAGUUUGUUGAUUCCUUUUGUGUGUUGGAGCCGUUUGCCAUUUGUGGAUGUGCCCAAACGGGCCGAGGGACACGCUUUAACGCUCCUGCGUGGAGUCUAUCGGGCAAUCAAAAUAAACAACAACCUAGACCAUGGGCAAGGCAGGCGCCACCAAGGGUCGUUCGCCAACGCCGACACCCAAUCGUGAUAAUGGUGGGGGCGGCACUGUGGCUGGAGCCGCGGCUGGAGGUGGAGUUGGUGGUGCAACAUCAGGCGGUGGCGGUGGCGCUGGCGGAGCAACAACAGCCGGCAGAUCCACACUACAUGCGAACAAAACGAUACUGAAAACGGUCUCCGUGUUCCUCGCCAGCGGCAAACGUAACUCGAGCAACCAACAGUCGAAGGCCGCCGCGGCUGCCCUGCAGAACAAGCGGCAGCUGCGCCAAAGGAGAAUGGAGGAGCUAAGCGGCAAAAUAAAUCCAAAGCUGCUCGACAGCCUGCGCAAGAAGACGCGCUUCAGCAAAGAUGAACUGGAUGCGCUGUGCCGCAUCUAUCGGAAGCUCGUGUCCAACUGCCAGUACGCGGCCAAGACGCUGGCCUCGAGCUCUUCCAGUGCAGCCAUUGCCAAGCCCCAUGCAGCCGUCGAGGGCAUCGAUCGCAUUGUGUUCCGGGAGCUGUUGCACAGCACCUUCGACAUUGUCACCGAGGAGAUCCUGAUGGAGCGCAUCUUCUGCAGCUGGGACAAGGCGCACGAGGGCCUGCCGCUGCGGCUCGAGGGCUGGCUGAUUGGGCUCUCGACAUUUCUGCGCGGCACUUCCACGGAGCGGGCGGGCUUCUGCUUUCGGGUGUACGAUCUCAAUCAGGAUGGAUUCAUAACCAAGGAUGAGAUGUUCACGCUGCUGCGCAACUGUCUGAUCAAGCAGCCGCAGGACGAGGAUCCCGACGAGGGUGUCAAGGAUCUCGUGGAGAUUGUACUCAAGAAAUUUGACCUCGACAAGGAUGGCAAGGUAUCGCUGGAGGAUUUCAUGGCCACAGUCAGCGCCGAACCGCUGCUGAUUGAAGCCUUUGGCCAGUGCCUGCCCACGGACAGUGCGGUCGGCUCCUUUUUCUCCACGCUGCAGGUGUAAAUCAAA